Syzygium oleosum is the source of this 1103-nucleotide messenger RNA. RefSeq names its product AT-rich interactive domain-containing protein 1-like. The transcript is spliced from 2 exons. Lineage: Eukaryota; Viridiplantae; Streptophyta; Magnoliopsida; Myrtales; Myrtaceae. The coding region runs from base 221 to 739 and encodes 172 amino acids. The record is from RefSeq and is a predicted model, not a curated record.
UCUCAAACCGGACACUGCACCAUCAAGUUUCCCUUUGCUUCUAACAUGUCUACUCUCCGCCGGACAGAACAACUACUACUCCAGUUUGGGUGAGCAAACUGUCCACAACUCAUGCAUUUCAUCAACUGGUGUGUCCACCAGCAUAGAAGGCCAUGAAGAAAAGCAAACUAACUCUUACUCUGCUCCCUCAACUGUGGACCUUGUUUCUCCAUCAGUUGUCAUGGAUGGAUCAGUGCAUGAUGGCUCACACUCGUGGAGUCAGCAAGACAUGGCUUCCCGAAAUCAACCUCCGGAGGAUCCUAGCGAUGAGGCGGACGGUUCGGACUUUUCAGAUGCGGAUGAGGAGUCAAAUGUAACGAUCAGAAGGCGAGUGUUCUCUCUAUUGUACUUAGACGACGAGUACCCUCCAAGACCCAUGGUGCCAAUCGGCCCCGCAUUCCAGGCGGAAAUCCCCAUAUGGGCUGGCACGUGCACCAAAAACAAUCACAAUACUUUGGAAAGCACUAAAUAUAUAGGCACCCGCGUUUGGCCUGUCGAAGACGGCAUCAAUGAACCCCUACUGGGAAGCAAUGGACAAGGAAGGCAUGAGCUUUGCUCUUGUAAGUCAGCAGGAUCAGCUAACUGCAUGAAAAGGCAUGUGUAUGAAUCCACAUUGAACUUCAAGCUUGAUCUCGGCCGGCUUUGUGGACUUGGAAGUUCGAUGGAAUGGGAGGGGAAGUCUCGAGGACAUGGACAAUGAGAGAAGAAAAUCGGUUCAAGAUGCUCAUGAAACAAAUCCUCUGGUGAACCAGGCAAGCUUCUGGGACAAAGCGUCGAAGUGCAUUCCGACCAAGAGCAAGGACAGCAUCUUGAGCUACUAUUACAAUGUGUUCGUCCCCAAACGAAUUACCAUGCAGUUGAGGUCGUCGACCGAGCAAAUUAAUAGUGACGAGGCUGAGUCCGAGGAAUGAUGGGAAAAUUUGAAGUUUGUGAGUUCAUCGAGAUCUCAUUAUUUCCAUUGGUUCUUCUAUAUAAUUGUGCCAGUACUCUGCAUUUAGACGUUAUUUAUUUGUUCCGUACGUUCCAUUUUGUGGGUAGUUCAUUAUGUUAUGAUUUGCGGUUGA